AUGAGUGCCCAAACAGCUCCAAAGUGGUAUCAAUCCGAAGACGUCGCUGCUCUUAAGAAGACCAGAAAGGCUGCUCGCCCACAAAAGUUGCGUGCUUCUCUAGUUCCAGGUACCGUUUUGAUCUUACUAGCUGGUCGUUUCAGAGGAAAGAGAGUUGUUUACUUGAAGCAUCUAGAAGACAACACUUUGUUGAUUUCUGGUCCAUUCAAGGUCAAUGGUGUCCCAUUGAGAAGAGUUAAUGCCCGUUACGUCAUUGCUACCUCUACCAAGGUCUCUGUCGAAGGUGUCAACGCUGAAAAAUUCAACGUGGAAUACUUUGCCAAGGAAAAGUUGACCAAGAAGGAAAAGAAGGAAGCUAACUUGUUCCCAGAACAACAAAAUAAGGAAAUCAAGACCGAACGUGUUGAAGACCAAAAGAUUGUCGACAAGGCUUUAUUGGCUGAAAUCAAGAAGACCCCAUUAUUGAAGCAAUACUUGUCUGCUUCUUUCUCUUUAAAGAACGGUGACAAGCCACACAUGUUGAAAUUUUAA
Messenger RNA from Saccharomyces kudriavzevii IFO 1802, 531 nucleotides. It is a transcript of the gene RPL6A, whose product is annotated as 60S ribosomal protein eL6. The coding region runs from base 1 to 531 and encodes 176 amino acids. NCBI's taxonomy places the organism in Eukaryota, Fungi, Ascomycota, Saccharomycetes, Saccharomycetales, Saccharomycetaceae. Gene Ontology annotation, biological process: ribosomal large subunit assembly; cytoplasmic translation. The record is from RefSeq and is a predicted model, not a curated record. Gene Ontology annotation, cellular component: ribosome; cytosolic large ribosomal subunit. Gene Ontology annotation, molecular function: structural constituent of ribosome; RNA binding. The transcript has 2 exons.